Lineus longissimus is the source of this 3977-nucleotide messenger RNA. RefSeq names its product methionine synthase reductase-like. Bases 86 to 2563 code for a protein of 825 amino acids. The record is from RefSeq and is a predicted model, not a curated record. Gene Ontology annotation, cellular component: cytosol. Lineage: Eukaryota; Metazoa; Nemertea; Pilidiophora; Heteronemertea; Lineidae. Gene Ontology annotation, molecular function: FMN binding; [methionine synthase] reductase (NADPH) activity; flavin adenine dinucleotide binding. The transcript has 10 exons. Gene Ontology annotation, biological process: homocysteine metabolic process.
GGUCAACUCGCUUUGUUGUUACGCAAUGAAACGUGACGCACCUGGUUUAUUGAAAUAAAAUCACCAUUAACCUGUCAACAAGGUCAUGACCAACAAACCUAAAUUCCUGUUGAUCUAUGGUUCGCAGACAGGUCAGGCUGAGGCCAUCGCGGAGGAGAUCCGAGACAAUGCAGGCGCUCAGGGACUGGAAGCAGACUUGCACUGCAUGGACAAGACAGAGAAAAAAUUCAACCUAGACCGAGCCCCAUGUGUCGUCAUCGUAGUGUCCACAACUGGUGAAGGGGAUGCACCCGACAAUGCUCAGAAACUGUGGAGAAGAUUGAAGAAACGAACACUACAGCCUGAUCACCUCGGUCGACUCAAUUAUGCUCUCUUAGGACUGGGCGAUUCCAACUAUGUCUCUUUCUGUAUGUGUGGGAAAAACUUCGAUCGCCGUCUUCAGGAGCUUGGUGCCAGACGAUUCUACAACAGUGGCUGGGGUGACGAUGCAGUUGGGUUAGAGGUUGCUGUCGAACCCUGGAUCCAAGGUUUGUGGGAACCACUUCGAAAGUUCCUAGGCCUCGAAACGGAAACUACCACCGGGAUGAACGAGACUUCAAACGGGAAAUCUGAACGGCAACUAAAUGGACAUUCUGAGGAACGAUAUAUCAAAGAAAACGGCGACGUUGAGAAGGGAGAUGGUGAUACUUCAACGUCUGGAAGUAUAAUUCCGAUCGGAAAUACAAUAGGGAAUUCUUGGAAUGGCGAUUCCAAGAAUAUGAAAACGGAGGCACCAUCAGCUGAAAGCGACACUGUUCCUAAUGAUCUAUUUUCUAGUCAAACUGAAGAUAAGAUGCAUUCAAACAAAACGGACAAGGCUUGUUCAACCGGAAGCCAUAGUGAGGAAGAGUUUUCUAAAAAGACAACGUGUGAUGUCGGUGAAGAGACCAAGGUUUUUGAUGUGACAACUGGAACUAAUGUUACCAGCCUGACUGAUGUUACCGCAGUGACUGGUGAUACGGCAUUGACGGAUGUUUCCAAAGUGACUGAUGUUACCUCAAUGACUGACGACACCAAAGUUUCUGUUGCGAGGAUGACUGCACCUAGUUUGUGGACGUCUGUUGCCCCAUUGAGCGAGAGUGGGUUGAGUCUUCCACCGCUUGCUGCCACGUAUCUCGUCGUUGAAUAUAAGGAGGAGUUGACGGAUGUUUCUAGUCUGCCCAUCCAGAAUGGUCACAAGUUGCCCUCGGCCGCGACCGAUGUUACCAUGGUGCCCGUCGCCAAGGUAACCAAGCUCACCAGGGACGAUGCUGUGAAAACUGCCCUCGAGAUAGAGCUGUCUUUGGAAGGAACAUCGCUCGCAUACAGGCCUGGGGAUUCUUUCAGCGUCAUCUGUCCAAAUCAAGAUAGAGAAGUUGAGAUGAUCAUCAAGAGGUUGUCCCUCGAAGACGUCUGUGAUAAGACCUACGCCCUGUCCAUUAUGUCUGGAACGAAGAAGAAGAACGCAUCCAUACCGGGCCACCUCCAUCCUGCCGCUACGCUCAGGCACACGUUGCUGACGUGUUGCGAUAUCAGACAACCACCCAAAAAGGCAUUUUUACGGAUGCUUGUCGAGUACACGGACAACCCUGCCGAGAAGCGCCGCCUACAGGAGCUUUGCAGUAAACAGGGAGCCGCCGAUUACACAAGUUAUAUCCGGGAACCAAAUCUAGGGAUUAUAGACAUUCUGGCUGUUUUCGAGAGCUGCCAUCCCCCGGUGGAGGGACUCUUAGAACACCUGCCAAGACUUCAACCAAGGCCCUAUUCAGCUUCCAGUUCGCCAUUGAGUCAGCCAAACCGUCUGAGAUUUGUGUUUAAUACGGUAGAAAUUCCCGCUGGGGAUGGGCGAGGUUUCUCUAGGCCUGGAGUGUGCACCGGCUGGUUGUCCUCUUUGGCCAAUUCACCCGUGGAAUCACCACUUGGUGAGGCAUCCCUGGAAGAAGAUAUAGAGAAUCUGAAGAUAACAGAAAACCGCCCAAAGAUUCCGGUCUUUUUGAGAACCAGCCAACACUUCCACCUCCCAGAGGAUCCGUCUUUGCCUGUGAUCAUGAUCGGACCCGGGACGGGCGUCGCACCAUUCAUUGGAUUCUUGAGUCACAGGCAGGAGGAGGUAGCAGUACGCGGCACGCAGUUCGGUAAGAUGUGGCUCUUCUAUGGCUGCAGACAUAAGGAAAGGGACUAUCUUUACGAAAAGGAAAUAAAGGGUUUCAAAGAUGAGAGGCUCCUCACUGAAUUGUCCGUGUGUUUUUCUAGAGAUCCUAUCGAGGCUCCACAAGGGAACGUCGGGACUGAGGAGGCUCCUAAAGAUAGGACUACUCCAAAGUAUGUUCAGGACAAUAUCAGAUUACACGCUGAAGAUGUCUUGCGUUGGAUUUGCGACGAGGACGCUGUGGUUUAUGUGUGCGGCGAUGCCAAGAAUAUGGCACGCAAUGUGAAUGAGACGUUUGCAGAAUUGUUGACGAAAUUGCGGGGAAUCGAGGAUGCCAAGGGGUACUUGAUGAAGAUGCGUCUCAAGAAACACUACCAUGAAGAUAUAUGGACGUGAUAUAAUUCAAGUUAGAGUGAUUGUCAAAAUGAUUAGCGUGAGAUGAUAUUGCUGACAGGCCGGCCUCUUGGCAACAUACAGUAGCAGAGAGUUCUGGAAUGAAAGUCUUGGAAGUCUUUCUGCAGCAGUGUCUUCUCAGGAACUCCGUGACGGUAUCAUAUAUGUGACUCGCUCUACCAAAACUAGGCGCUUGUCGCAUCUGAACUUGACAGGUUGAUACGGAUUUGUUGUUCAUUUCCCUAUUGUAGACCUUUUGUGAAAUCUAUUACAAACUGAUUUGGUCACAUUUCACAAAAGGUCUACAAUAGGGAAAUGAACAACAAGUCCGUAUCAACCUGUCAAGUUCAGAUGCGACAAGCGCCUAGUUUUGGUAGAGCGAGUCACAUAUAACUUUUGGUCGAUAUGGUACUCGGCUGUUCCACCUUUAAUAUUUUGAUUUGUACCAUGGUGCCUUACAAGACUUAGGUCAUAUUUGUUUGUUAAUAAAUACUUCUAUAUUUCUUUGUAAGUCUUAUACAUGUAUGGUAAAAAAAGUCACUUCAUGUCUUGCCUUAUCGUAAAACAUAAAUCUAAAUGCCGAGGAGGUUAUAUUUGAGAUCAUGACUAAAUGAAUGUAUUGUUUCAUGGUAAAAGUCCAGAUCAUCAAUGGCAAGUAUAUGUAGCAAUCAAAACUUGUUUUUCAUCAUCAUCAUCAUCAUAAUUAGCGGAUUCGUAACCAUUUAUUGAUUCUUCCGCGUAAAAAUCAACAGAAUAAGUGCGCACAGGUGCUGGUUAGUGCGCUAAACCUAAAGAGAGUCUAUAUUUUUCCUUUUUUUGUGAUUUUCCACCAACUGAACUGGUGCUCCUCCUGAAUAUCUUAUGCCAUUCACUGAAAGGCACAGCUAACUUGCUUUGGACUAACUGGGCAAUGUUGAAAUUGACAAUGACUGUCACAUCUGAGACUACACCAAGUAUAGCUCAGCGAAACCAACAUGACUAACGUUAACAUGAAUAAGAAACUAUUGGACUCGAGAUUUAUGAUAUCAUACAUACACACAUACACAUACUGCAUAGGCUAAAUAGCCUGUAGCAGGUUUUUUCUUCUUAUUAACUCUUUCCGUUUCCGUGGGCGUGGCUGGGUUGGUAGGGAAAUUUACGAUUCUUUGGGUGUUAGGCUGCAAAGUUCGGAUUUGUAGUCUAAGUCUAUUCUAUUUUUGAAUAUGUUGAGGGAUUCUGCAUUUACUAUAUUUUCUGACAGGCUAUUCCAUGGAUCUACGAUUCUGUUUGAGAAAAAGUACUUUCGAAUAUCGAUAUUAGCUCUUGGUUUAUUUAAUUUAUAUGAAUGUCCUCGGGUUUGGUGUGAGACAACAGCCGGUAUCGGUAUUGAAAUAUUUAUCCAUCCUCCUUUUGAAAAUGUCUACGUUUAAAAAAUGAA